UAUAGUCGGGUUUGAAAUUAAAAAAAAAAGUCGGGUUAGGGUUGCGCAUGGGUGGAGUCAACUAACCCGAGUAGCCACAGUGUUUUCCAAGUUGCAACUAAAAGCAUACCCUCUCUUCCUUGUGAGAGUCCCGACGAUGGCUAUGGACAAGUCACCGAAGAAGCAAGUCUACUUGUUCUACUGCGCCGAAUGCGAAGACCUUGCUCGGCAGGUCGCUUCUCAGUCGGACCUCAUUACUCUCCAGACCAUCAAAUGGAGGAACUUUGACGAUGGGUUUCCAAACAUUUUCAUCAACAAUGCACAAGACCUUCGAGGCCAACAUGUUGCCUUUCUUGCGUCCUUCAGCUCCCAAGGUGUUAUCUUUGAGCAGCUGUCUGUAAUAUAUGCACUCCCCAAGCUGUUUGUUGCAUCCUUCUCUUUAGUGUUGCCUUUCUUCCCAACUGGUUCCUUUGAACGAAUGGAAGAAGAAGGGGAUGUUGCAACUGCAUUUACCAUGGCGAGAAUGUUGUCAAACAUUCCCAUAUCAAAAGGUGGCCCAACCAGUUUAGUCAUUUAUGACAUACAUGCUUUGCAGGAGAGAUUUUACUUUGGGGAUCAUGUUUUGCCUUUGUUUGAGACUGGAAUCCCUUUGUUAAAGGAACGCCUCCACCAGCUUCCUGACUCUGAUAAGAUAGUUGUUGCAUUUCCUGAUGAUGGAGCUUGGAAGCGAUUCCACAAGCAGUUGGAUCAUUUUCCCAUGGUUGUGUGUAACAAGGUUCGUGAAGGCGAUAAGAGGAUAGUUCGAAUCAAAGAGGGAAAUCCUGCAGGGUUUCAUGUAGUCAUUGUUGAUGACCUGGUGCAAUCUGGAGGCACCUUAAUUGAGUGCCAGAAAGUUUUGGCAGCUCAUGGUGCAGCCAAGGUUAGUGCUUAUGUCACCCAUGGAGUUUUUCCUAAGCGCUCAUGGGAGCGUUUCACUCACAAGAAUGGAGAGUUGGAGAAUCCGUUUGCCUAUUUUUGGAUCACAGAUUCCUGCCCGCUUACUGUCACAGCCGUUAAAAAUAAAGCACCCUUUGAGAUCUUAAGUCUAGCAGGAUCCAUUGCUGAUGCUCUACAAUAGACGGAAAACACUAGUUAGGUAAUGUGCAUCUUAUGACAGCAUGACGAUAUUAGGGGAAGACCUGCAACAUAAGAAGGCUAUUUCAGAUCAACUUGCUGGAAGAGUGUGAAGGCUAUUUAGAGUUGCUAAUAACCUGACUGAAAUGAGGCUUUUGCUGUCUGAAAUCCCCUAUAACUUUAGAACUUGUCAUGUUAUCGUUCUGCGCUGUGUAAUAUGUUCGAAACACAAUAAUCUAUUUAACUUCCAUUGAAACUUAACGAGCACAAUUGUUUAGAAUGGCAUCCCUUAUAAAUUUGGGAAUGGUUACUGACCAUCUUUGGCUAUCACCAACACAGACUUGCUAGCUAUUCUAUGUUCUACCAUAUUAGCAUCUCUAAGAGCGUAGCUGAUCAUGUAAUUAGAAUGCCCUCUCAUGACCACUUUUCUCUUUUUGAUAAAGAAGACGACAAUAGAUAUUAUUAAGAUGC
Molecule: messenger RNA, 1563 nt
Organism: Fragaria vesca subsp. vesca
Lineage: Eukaryota; Viridiplantae; Streptophyta; Magnoliopsida; Rosales; Rosaceae
Product: ribose-phosphate pyrophosphokinase 4-like
Exons: 7
Coding region: 137-1096 (319 amino acids)
Biological process (GO): purine nucleotide biosynthetic process; 5-phosphoribose 1-diphosphate biosynthetic process
Cellular component (GO): ribose phosphate diphosphokinase complex; cytoplasm
Molecular function (GO): ribose phosphate diphosphokinase activity; magnesium ion binding
Source: RefSeq, a predicted model, not a curated record